Molecule: messenger RNA, 9072 nt
Organism: Spodoptera frugiperda (fall armyworm)
Lineage: Eukaryota; Metazoa; Arthropoda; Insecta; Lepidoptera; Noctuidae
Gene: Usp32
Product: ubiquitin carboxyl-terminal hydrolase 32
Exons: 23
Coding region: 497-5527 (1676 amino acids)
Biological process (GO): protein deubiquitination
Cellular component (GO): Golgi apparatus
Molecular function (GO): calcium ion binding; cysteine-type deubiquitinase activity
Source: RefSeq, a predicted model, not a curated record
GGAGUACGAUACGUCAAUAAGAAAUACCAUAGACCAUCCAAUUUUCAAUAGGACGAAAAUUUUAUUAUUGUGAAAAUAAAUGUAACAACAUUUACUUUCUAAACGUUUACUUCAAUCAUAGGAUUAGUUUCUUUAACUAAAGUAAUUUGACUGGUUACAUUUUGUUAUUACAUUUUUGAACCAACUGACAAAAGGUUUGCAAAGUGCGUGUAUCCGAACAAGAUUCAAUGAAAAAAAAAACAACAUUGUAGUUUCACGUUUUCCCAUUGUACAUUGCGUAUUUUAUGAUAGCAAAGAAACAUUAGCUAAUACAAAAAACGUAAUUGGUUUCAAAAAUUUAAAAAGUCGCUCUAAUUUGAUGCGAAGUGGAAAUAGUAGAAAAAAAUAUUCAAUAUGGCUACAGAUCAUACGACGUGAGCUGUCAGCUGUAAUAAUUUUUGUUUCUUUGUGUUUAUUACGCCUUUAAAAAUGUUAUGAUCGUUACGUACACGCGAAUAUGGGUGCGAAAGACUCGAAACCAUCUUUUAUAUCUUACGAGGAUGCAGUGAAACGAGUGUCUGAUAGUGAGUUGAGACGUAUACGUGAAGCGUUCAAGAGAUGUGCCGGUGCAAAUGGAACGGCCUUGAGCUUAGAGGCUUUUGUCCAUGAAGUGCUUUGUGAUGGAGUUCCCUGCGAGGUGGCCGAGUGGCUGUACCAGGCUUGUGGCGGCACCAAGAGAGGCAUCGCCUUCAGGGAGCUGCUGUGCGGGAUCGUGGUCCUCACUAAGGGCAACAUCGAGGAGAAAAUAAAGUUUCUAUGGACACUAUAUGUGAACAACCAAGGAGACAAUGGCACAUACAUAUACAAGAGAGAUUUCGCGCGAACUCUCCACCUGGAAUAUAGUUCACUGCCCUACACUGGGGCACAAAGAAAUGCAGAAAUACUUUUGAGCCUUUUUGGCCCAGCAGAAAAGGUCACUUUCGACCAAUUCCGGUCAUGGCUAUUGAUACACAAAGAUGCGACAGUGCUGUCCAAAUGGCUAUUGUCCGAAGUCAAUGUGGCCCAGGAUCUGGAGACCCCCACAUUCUACCAGAGCCUGGCAGGAGUCACACAUUUGGAGGAGCGGGAUAUAAUAGAGCUAGAGAAAUGCUUCUGGACGCUAAGGAAUGCUGCACCAACGGGGCAGUUGGAUGCAGAAAGCCUGUCGCCUCUCCUGUCGCCGCCGCUCCCUGCAGCAGCCGUGGCGGGAGCGUUCCUCGCCUUCGAUGAGAACAGGGAUGGCCAUGUGGACUUCAAGGAGCUGUGCUGCGGCCUCAGCGCGGCCUGCAGAGGACCACGGACUGAGAGACUUAAAUUUUGCUUCAAAAUCUUCGACCUGGACAGCGAUGGAGUGCUCAACAAGAAGGAACUCAUCGACAUGGUGGGGAUCCUCUGCACCGUUGCCAACGAGAGCCUCAAGAACCAGAACUCCAGAGCUUCUACACCUUCAGACAGCAAUGACUCCGAGGGCACGGAGAAAGGGUUCGACCCUGAAGUGAUCCUGGUCAACUUGAGAGAGAAGCUGGUCACUGUGCCCAGGAAUGGGAGGAAACCGGUGUUCCAGUUGGGACCUAAUGGUGAUAAGGAGGAGAUUAUCGUUUUAAAAGAGCAACAGGAAAAAGACCAGACACAGACAGAAGAAGAAGUAGAGAAUGAAGGUCUGAUAGCGAAUGACAUGGCGCUGACCCUGGAGGACUUCCUGAUAUGGAGCGUGGAGAGCGCGGAGACGCUGGUCACUCCCUUCCUGGACCUGCUGUUCGAGGUCUGCCAUAUCGUGCUGGGGCUCAGGCCGCAGUGCAAACACCAGGAGAGGGAUAUUGUGCUGGGCUGGCUGAGACGUGCAGUUCAACGGGGGUACGCAGUGGGUCAGUUCUGGUACCUGGUGGGCGCGGAGUGGUGGGGCAACUGGCUCGCCUACACGUCGGCCUCCAGCACCGACAACUGCUGCCGCCCGCCGCACCGACACAUCGACGAGGCUAUCGUCUGCGAUGAGAGCUUUACCAGUAACUCCACUGAAUCGAUGGGCUCCCUCCUAUGGCGAGCAGAGACAGGGUCGCUAGGCAGCGGGGGCAGCAGUAGCGGCGUGAGCAGCGCGGCGGUGGCCCGCGCACAGCGCCACCCCGGGCCCGUGCACAACAAGCGCCUGCUGGCCCCCGCGCCCACCGCCGUGCGCACCCUCACGGGGGAGGGGGGACACCUCCGCCGGGACGUCACGCUCGCACAGCAUCACGACUUCGAACUCGUACCCGAUGCACUCUGGAGGGCACUCGCGCUCUGGUAUGGAGGGCCUGAUCCGUUGCCGCGACAGGUGAUCCGGCCCCCGAAUUCUGAUGUGGAGUUGGAGUUGUAUCCUCUACACUUGAAGAUAUUGCGGCAUGUCCAGAGCCCUCAGAGAAUGGCCCCCGGCGGUGUUGCGGGUGCGGGUGGUGCGGCGCUAUACAGCGGCGUUGCCCCGGCGCCGCCUGAACGACAACUCGCUUACACUGCCGCAUUCUCACGACUGGCUACUGUCAAGCAGGUAUGCGAGUUCCUGUGCGCGGCGCUGGGUCUGGCCCGCGAGGACGUGCGGCUGUGGCUGGUGGCGGGCGGCGCGGCGGGCGGCGGAGUGCUGCUGGAUGACGAGCGGCCCACGCUGGCCGCGCUCGGCCUCGACGACCGCGCCAGGCUGCUGCUGGAGCUCCGGAACCCGGACCUCACCUGGCCCGAGGAGAUCGGGGCGCUCAGUAUGAGCAGUGGCUCCAGCCGUGCCACGGAGCGGCGCGAGACCCUGAUAGCCCCCAACCUGCCCGGCGCCACCGGACUACACAACCUCGGGAACACGUGCUUCAUGAACGCUGCUCUGCAGUCGGUAUGGAACACGGGUCCCUUGACGCGGUACUUCAACUCGGGCAUGCACCUGUACGAAGUGAACACCACCAACCCGCUCGGUACCAAGGGAGUACUGGCACUGCGCUACGGAGAGCUGUGUAAGGAGGUGUGGUCGUGCUCGGCGCGGUCGGUGGCGCCGCUGCGCGUGCGCUGGUGCGUGCAGCGCUGGGCGCGCGCGCUGGCGGGCGGCGGCCAGCACGACGCGCAGGAGCUGCUGGCCUGGCUGCUGGACGCGCUGCACGAGGACCUCAACCGCGCGCCCGCGCCGCGCCCCGCGCCGCCCGCCGCGGACUCGGCGGGCCGCGCCGACCGGGAGGUGGCGGCCGAGGCCUGGGCGCAGCACACGCAGCGCAACGCCUCCAUCAUCACGGACCUGUUCCUGGGCCAGCUCAAGUCCAAGGUGCAGUGCGACACGUGCGGCCGGGACUCCGUGCGCUUCGACGCCUUCAACAUGCUCAGCCUGCCGCUGCCCAUGGAGUCCUACGUCUGCUGCGAGAUUAGAGUAAUGUUACUGGACGGGUCAGUGCCUAUAAAGUACGGAGUCAGGGUGAACUCGGAAGGCACGUAUUUGGAUCUCAAGAAAAAGUUAUCGGAUUUAUGUGGACUAGCACCUGAAUCCAUGCUAAUAGUGGAGUUGUCGGGCGCGAUGCUGGGCCGCGUGUUCUCGGACGGCGCCAAGAUCUGCGCGGCCAGCGCCGCGGAGCUGUUCGCGUACGAGGUGCCGCGCGACGACGCCGACGCGGACUGCAGCGACUGCGACGACUACACGCACGAUACUAACGGCUGGGCGGCGGAGUCCCCGGCGUGGGCGGAGGUGAGUGUGGGCGGCGGCAAUACUUCCUCACUCUGCAUGCCAGCACUCUUCUGCUUCAAGCGCUCGAGAUCGGAAAUUCUUAUGUCCCAGAGUCCGCCGAGCACGCUGUACAAGCACGCCGUGUUCUCGGACGUGCCGUCGCGCAGCAGUACGCUGCCCCGCGAGCGCCGCGAGCCCUCGCCCACCGCCAGCGUCAGGUCGCUGACUGCCAGUCCCCGCAGCCCGCGCCUGCACAAGGUCAAGUUCGGCUCCUCGCCCUCCAACAUGUGCCGCCUCGACGACACCAGGGACCCGCCCGCUGGGAAGAUACAGUACCUCGUGGCUGUGCAUAGGAAGCAGACGCGGUCGGACGCGUACUUCCUGCCGUGGCAGCGCAGCCGCGCGUCGGUGUUCGGCGUGCCGCUGGUGGUGGGCGCGCUGGGCGGCACGGGGCGCGAGCUGUACGCGCGCGUGUGGCGCCAGCUGGCGCGCCUGCUGUCGGCGCGGCCGCGCGCGCCCGACGCGACCCCGCACAACCACGCCACGGACUGCGACGACAGCCUGGGCUACGAGUUCCCGUUCCGCGUGCGCCUGGUGCGGCGCGGCGCCGCGUGGUGCGCGCGCUGCGCCUGGCCCAAGCUGUGCCGCGGCUGCGCGCUGCCCUCCGACGACACGCCGCUCACUCACUGUGGUAAACGUCGCCGCAGUAAGCGCUCCAGCGUAGCCCCCACCACAAUAGACGGAGACGUCCCCAACACCAACUCUCCCGUCGCCAAGAACAAACUCAACCGACAUGCGGCCACGCGGUUAUCCGCUGAUAUGUCGGGCGAGUGCGAGAGCGGCGAGGUGGGCGCGGGCGAGCUGAGCGCGCUGCUGGCGGGCGCGCGGCGCGGGGACCUGCUGCUGGCCAUCGACUGGGACCCCACGGCGCUGCACCUGCGGUACCAGUCCACACGGGAGAAGGCCUGGGUGGAGCACGGCUCCGUGGCGGCCUGCCGGGCCGAGGCAGCCCGAGCUAUCGACCUGGCCAGCUGCCUGCGCGCCUUCACCAGCUGCGAGCGCCUGGAGCAGCGCUACCACUGCGCGCACUGCCGCAGCGCGCAGCCCGCCACCAAGAAGCUGCAGAUAUGGAGGCUGCCGCCCAUACUCGUAGUCCACCUAAAACGAUUCCAAUAUGUGAACAACAAAUGGAUCAAGUCACAGAAAGUAGUCAAUUUCCCGUUCCAAGACUUCGACCCCACGGCCUACCUAGCGUCAGUACCUCAGGAGACCAUACUCAGGCAUACAGAGAUACUCAACUCGAAGCGAAGGUCCUCAGUGUUCGUGGACGACACCAUAUCGGAGUCGGACAGUGAAGACGACGAGAGUAAUGUGCAGCAGAAGGUUCAGAGGCCAAAGGUGGAGAGGAAGCGGAGGAGUUCUGUGGAGGUGAAAGGGAGGGAGAGGUUAGAGUCGACGAGCUUGGUGACGACGCCGGUGACGGACGACAACCUGAUAGACUACCACGGGCACCACUUACUGCCGGAGCAGGACCCGUUCGACCUGAAGUACCGUCUGUACGCGGUGGUGUCCCACUCGGGGCAGAUGAGCGGCGGGCACUACGUGGCGUACUGCCGCAACCCGUCGGGCGCGUGGCUGUGCUACAACGACUCGUCGUGCCGCGAGCUGCCCGCCGCGCCCGCGCCGCCCAUCGACCCCGCCGCCGCAUACCUGCUCUUCUACGAGCGACAGGGACUCGACUACGAGAGGUACCUCCCAGACAUCGCGGGUAAAGAACCAGUAGUGCGAGACGCCGAAGUAUUAGAUCCUGACGAGAACGACCUGAAGAAAAUGUGCUCUAUUAUGUAGGAGUUGUGGCACAUUAUGGCGUGACACUACUCACCUGGUGGCAGAGAGCCACCCUCGUAAACAAUCCAGCUCUGCGGUGUAGUGGGGCUUCUCAGGCUUCUUGAGUUGGUGACAAGGCGACGCGAAACUAACACAGCUGCAGCUAUCAGACUUUGUAUAACGUCCAGAUUUCAGUACCAAAAGCUUAUGUUCUUGUAUUGGUUCGCUUUAAAAAGGUGUAUAUUUGAGUAUUCGCUGUAAUUAUGUACCUUAUAACGUAGUAGAUAAAGUAUGUAUUCGGUUGUUGUCUGGUUAUUUAGAGCAUUUGUGCAGCGUUCGUCACGUCGCCAUUUUGAGCUGUUUAUAUGAAGGUGUAAUGAAAUGCAGUUACAAAUUAUAUGGCCCGAAGAUUCGGUGUAUAGUUUUGUGAAUUUAAAUAAAUAUAAUAAAGAAAAUAUUACAUAUAAACUAUGGAAUAACGUGGUCUGUCUCAAAAUAUGUAAGCUUAUGUUUAAUCCGCGAAGGGACCACAGAAACGCUCAAAAUUUUAAUUAAUUGCAAUUUUUUAUUAAUUUAUUGUUGAGUAAAUUGAGUAUAAUGUAAUCAUUUCAUUGAUUCUUACAAUAUUUUGUAGAAAAUAAUUAAUCUUUAUACUGCCAAGUAUCAUCUAAUUCCAUACUAUUAAAGGUACAAUAGAUGGCGCUCUAAUUGUUGAAAUAAAAAAAAAUAUAUUAAUGAUAAAAUGUCAUCAUCUAUACAUCUAAUCGUAGACGGCUACUCAAAUACCAAAAGUUAUAAACACAAAUUUUAAUUAAUCUAUUAAUUAAUUAAUGUAUUGAAUGUAAUAUUUAUCAAUAAUGACAUUGUUUCAUUUUUUAUAAUUGUUUUUGAUGUAAAAUAAAUUAUGAUGAUGUUGAUUUUUUCGAGCGAGGGUUUGGCGUGAUAUCGCGAAAGAAGAUGGCGGCACAGGAAUUAUAAUUAUACAGGUAUUUCACUGUUAAACUUGAUACAAAUUUUUGGUCAUAGAUAAGUUGUGAAUAAAGCUGAAAGUAUGUAAAAUGAUAUUUAUUGCACAUACAUAGAAUACAUACGAAUUGACGAGUUUAAUGCUUCGGGUAUUCUUUAACAAUCAAGCAUUGGGUGCUGGAGAUUUCUUCAAAUAAAAUUCUCGUUGAAAUGCUAUAAAAAUUCAUAAUACAAUUAUAAUAUUUGUUUUUCAUAAAUCAGAAGUUAAUUUUCUUUAUCACGUGUUGACAGUGAAGUAUCUGUAUUAUAAUAUAAUCUGUGUCCAAGCUCAGGGUAUCGUUACAGAGUUUUGUUAGUUAUUAUGAUUGUGUAGUUGUAAUGCAUUCCUAUUGUUGGUUCUAUAGCGUUGGAGCUACAUGCAGGUCUGUGCGGUCGGAAGCUUUAUAGCUAAUCAGUGUGUGAGACAAAUGGUGUUUAAGCGAUAGAAAACUUCUCUUACAAAAAAUAACUUUUGAUUUCUUCCGUUGCGGGAUCCGAGACAGUAAUUCAUGUCCCUGUGAAGUGCUGGUAUAUUUCGGUGUUUUCAUGGUUGUAUACUGUAGAUGCUGGCUUACAGAAGUUGCAGCAGUUUCGUAAUGUUGUGGCUGGUUUGUGUCAUACAAAUUUCAAAAUUUACGUAUGCCGAUAUCAGGCUUUGUUUUGAAGAUUCUGUCGAUAGUCAAGCGCUUAAAUACCAUUUGACUCAUAACACAGAGGGCAUACUAAUCUAUAUUAGUUUAUAUAAAGUUGGCAUUUAUCUCAGUAUUCCAUCUUGUUAAACUAAUGUCGAUAAGUAUGUCCUGAUAUUUUUAUUAUGUUUUUAUUAUAUGAAGUUUGGCAACGCGUCCCUGUAAAUAUAUGAUGGUUGGACUAACCAGUUAAAUGGGUCUAGUGUCACUGUGUCACUGUGUCACUAGUGUGUGUCAGAGUCAGGGCAUGUGUGAUAAAGUGAUAAUUGUUUUGUUAUUAUUCAAUUUGUUUGUUGUAUUCGUGUCUGCUUAGUGUUUGUUGGUGAGUAACGUGCGAUGGGAAUGUCAUUUCUAUACACUGGGCUCUGGGAUGCUUAUUUGAACUUUGCCUCGUUAUAAUAAGGCUAUGUUUUGCUAUCUGGUUGAAUUUCUGGUAGUCUAAUUAGUAGGGAAUUUGACAUGAAAUAUGUGUCGGAUAAUCUAACGGAAAGUUAUUCAGUUUUUAUGAAAUCGGCCUUAAAUGUUACUAAAAAUCCUUUGGUAAAUCAAUAAUUAAUUUGUAAGUAUUCUCAGUGUAUAGAAAUGGCAGUAUCCUGUGUCGCAGGCUACGGCCGCGUUGUCAAGCCUGAGUACUGGCGGCGGAGUGUCGCGCCGCGGUAACAAGGAGACUGAUGUGAUGUAAUAAUAAACGUGAUGUGCUAUAUUUUACUCAACGGAAUAUUUUCUAUUUAAUUACUAUUAUUACUGUAGAUAGUCGAGCCUCACGCGUUUUGUACCAAACACUUAAUUAUCUCAGUUUUAGUUUAUUACUCUGUCUUAUGAUAGCUAACGAAUGUUCUAUACCAAAAGAAACUUAUAAAAAAAACAAUAAUAUUCAUUUCAAUUUGGUACAAAACACGAGGGGCACAAUAAUGAAAUAAUAUAUUCUUCUAGCGCGAAACUAUUUAGUGUUAUAUACGUGUUAUUGGCUGUUUUAUGUUAAUGCGAUUAGUUUUAACCGAAAACGGUCGAUAUGACCACUGGACAGUUACUUGUGCGCGAAGAGAACGAAUAUUUAACAAAGAAACACUGUUACUUGUAUGCGCAACAUUUGCGCAAUGGUUGCGCAUCGGUCCUUGUUUUGCGCACAAGUGACUGGCCAGUAUCACGCGAGCUUCAGCAUUCAGAGAGCUCACUAUAAACUAUGUUUUUGUAAUUAUCGUACGGCUUAGGGCACAAUGUCGUGAUGCUUAAUAAAUUCUAGUGAGAUACGAUAUAUAAGUAUUAGACGUAUAUGUUUAAGUAAUAUAUUAUUAUUAUUGAUAUUAUGAGCCGGUGUGCACGAUCCUAGUUAAUCAUUUUAUUAUAAUUUGUCUACAUUUUAUUCGAAAUAAUUUAAUGAAAGUAGCUUUUAUAACGCGACAUUAUGAGUUAGCGAUGUUGGCUACCGAUGUGCCGGUAGUGUGAGCCGGGGCUAGUAGUGUGGUCCGUGGUGUUUAGUCGAUAUUUUAUUUAUUCGAUCGUGUGCACCAUAUUAUUGUUAAUGGGGGAAUCUGAGUGUUUGUGUCGCGGCUGUGUAUGUAAGUAGCCGCGCCAGCGCCCCCGCGGCCGCGGGUGUCCGUGCCAUCGAUCGAGUUUCCUUUCCACUUCUAUACCAAAGCACUCUCCUUUCCCACUUUGUUGAAGCUUUAGUAAACAUACAACGACUUCACUCGGCGAGCAAGAAACGAACAGUUUCGACGUCUCGCAAGCUUUGUAGGUUAUGUAUGGCGCUGUAUUGUACUGGUAUUCGUGUACCAAUAACACGGUUGCGUUGGGUGUAAAAUCAAUUUGUUAUAUCCAAUUAAGUAUUUUUGAAUAUCCCUGUGCAAUAAAGAAUUUCUUUUGUAUGUA